This is a messenger RNA of Cooperia oncophora, 1416 nucleotides long. Lineage: Eukaryota; Metazoa; Nematoda; Chromadorea; Rhabditida; Trichostrongylidae. The record is from the annotation of a GenBank genome assembly.
AUGCAGAGGCUUUACGUUGUCCGAGUGGACACCGUUGAAGCAGUUCAGAAUGCUGGCGCUGGUUUUCGAUUAAUGACCAGUUGUGUCACUGAUGAUAUGAUGGUCUCUCUAUUCCAUGUGACCACUGAUAGGUACUUUGUGAACAACAGUGCUGAAGAUGUAUUGCAACUCGCUCAAGUGCUACGACAUGUGUGGAACAUGUUGCCGUUGAAAACCCGUUUGGCUUGGGAGGAGGCAGCUCGUAAGCAAGCUUUGGACGCAAGAGUUCCCAAAGAAAAUGAGGAAACGAGUGAAAAAGAGAACGAAGCAAAAGCAGAAGAAGGCCCAUCACGCAAGGAAACAAUGCCUUUACGAGACUUCCCAUUUGGCAUGAAGUUCGAGCAGGGGGAAGGUAGUCCAAGCAAACUGCUUGCUAGUGCUCAUGGACCUCAUCCUGUAGAUGCUGCAAGGAAAAAUCGAGCUAUUGAAAGCUCUUGUUGUUCUGUUAAAGCCAGCUGGACGACAUUUAUAGACGUUCAGUCGCAUAUGAUCGCUGGCCACUAUGCAGCUAUUUUCUAUGGCUGUCAUUUUUGUGGUGCUUUGUUCCCGUCAGUAGAAGCUCUUUUGGGGCAUACGGAUUGUACACGAUGGACAGGAAUGUUGCUGAGUCAAAUGGUUAAAGAUGGAGGCAAACAAAUACGCAAGGUCCAAAUGAAGGUCGCUUAUAUGUUCCUAGUUUGCUCUGAUUGUGGUCUUUGGCUCCCUAUUAGAGUCAAUUAUCCUACAGAUCGACUACCCAAAGCAUGGAGCUUCUUCGCAACUGUCAUGGAAAAUCAUACUUGUAAGAAAUUGGUGCCUUUGUUGAUAUACAUGGCAGAACUUAUGGAUGUUCCCUCUAGAGACGCUCGUGUUCUGAUUCAGUUUGUUCCUUCGUUUAUAAAAGACUUCCCUUAUUCCUGUGAAGAAUGUAAGAUCGAUGCGUUUACUACACCAGAUGAAAUGGAUCUGCACUUCCAGAGAGUCCAUCAUAUCAAGUACAAGUGCACCAAGUGUGGAGAGUGUAGUGGCACUGAAUUAUUCCACAAGGCCCACUUGUCAACUCAUCUGUCUGACUCUCUCCUGCUUGCUGACUACCUGCGUACAUCUUGCACGUUCCAUCCUCCUCCUCAUUGUGGAGAAGCUCCAGAAGUUGUGGGUUCUGAUCAAAGAAUUCCUGCCAGUGGUGGAUCUACAACGACACAUACCCACACAUUGUUGGAGCACGAUCUCAUAAGCCAUUGCGAAGAGAUGACCGAGCUAAAAAUUUUGAACAGCUUGGAAAAUGCAAAAAUCGCCGGAAAUUCGUCAGAAGAUGAAACUGAUCUUGAGGAGGUAUCAGAUCCGUGUAAACGUGAGUCCUUUGUCACUUUGGAAUUUUGGCUAUCACAGGAGUUGUAA